Messenger RNA from Plutella xylostella (diamondback moth), 3107 nucleotides. The record is from RefSeq and is a predicted model, not a curated record. Lineage: Eukaryota; Metazoa; Arthropoda; Insecta; Lepidoptera; Plutellidae.
UCGUACACUUGCAGUAUAGAAGCACCGGCCGCCCGCGCCGCGCGCCCGUUCCGUCCACGAACGACCUUUGAGUUAAAUGUUUUUAUAGAGUGUUCCAUAAAAAGUUGGUGAAAUCAUUGUGUCCGGCCCUUUGAGGCGAUUUGAUGACAGUUACUGAAAUGCAAAGGGUUUAAUUCGAGUUUUGUUCAGACAUCAGGCAUCCCUCUCGCACCAUGGGGGCGAUGUUCAGGAGUGAGGAGAUGGUGCUCUGCCAGCUGUUCAUCCAGUCGGAGGCGGCCUACGUCUCCAUGUACGAGCUGGGUGAAGCUGGAGUCGCUCAGUUCAGAGACCUGAACCCCCACGUGAACGACUUCCAGCGUCGCUACGUGACGGAGGUGCGGCGAUGUAGUGAGAUGGAGAGGAAGCUGCGCUGGGUGGCCGGCGAACUGCCCGAGCCGCCGCCGCCGCCGCAGAAGCAGCACCAGACCCUGAGCCCGAGGGAGAUCAAUAUAUUAGAGGAAAGAAUCGACUUCAUAGAAUCCGAAAUCCAAGAGAUCACGCGGAACGCUCAAAACCUCAAAACCGAUUACCUCUCACUGAUCGAGCUCAAACUCCUUAUAGAGAAGAUGCAGACCUUCUUCCAAGACCACAGUGCUCAGAGGCGGAUCUCUGCGUCGGUCCAGGUGGCGACUACUACAGAAGGGGGGAUAGCACACCUGGGAUUCAUAGCUGGAGUGGUGGCGACCCAUAGAGUGGCCUCGUUCGAGAAGAUGCUCUGGAGAAUAUCACACGGAAACAUCUUCUUCAAGCAAGCGCAGAUUGAUGAGCCGCUGAAGGAUCCUGUUACGGGCCACGAGCUGAUGAAGACAGUGUUCGUGGUGUUCUUCCACGGGGAGCAGAUCAAGCUGCGAGUCAAGAAGGUGUGCCACGGAUUCCAGGCGACGCUGUACCCGUGCCCCGCCAUGUACAAGGAGCAGCAGGACAUGCUCGGCGGGGUCAUCUCCAGGAUCAAGGAUUUGGAGAUUGUGCUAGACCAAACGGAGCAGCACCGACGGCUAGUCCUGACCAACAUAGCGCGAGACAUCAGCACCUGGAUGGUGCUGGUGCGGAAGGAGAAGGCGAUAUACCACACGCUGAACAUGUUCAGUAUGGACAUAGUGAAGAAGUGCCUGAUAGCGGAAUGCUGGGUGCCGAGAAAGGACUUGCAUAUUGUGCAGCAAGCGCUGGAUAAUGGCGUGAAAGCCAGCGGCAGCCCGAUCCCGUCGAUCCUACACUACGUGCCCACACGCGAGGUGCCGCCCACCUUCAACCGCACCAACAAGUUCACCAGCGGCUUCCAGAACCUCAUUGAUUCCUAUGGAAUCGCCAGCUAUAGGGAAGUUAAUCCAGCUCUAUACACCAUAAUCACAUUCCCGUUCCUGUUCGCCGUGAUGUUCGGCGACGUGGGUCACGGCCUGCUCAUGACGAUCUUCGGCCUCGUCCUCGUCAUAUUCGAGAAGAAAUUCCUCAAAGUCAAGACCGACAACGAAAUCUGGAACAUUUUCUUCGGCGGACGAUACAUCAUCCUCCUCAUGGGACUGUUCUCGAUAUACACUGGGUUCAUAUACAACGACUUCUUCUCCAAGUCACUGAAUAUAUUUGGGAGCAGUUGGAGGAAUGUGUACGAUGAAGAGUCUUUGAAAAGUAGCCAGUAUAGGAGCUUAGAUCCAAGGGACUCUUAUACGGGUACACCCUAUCCAUUUGGUAUGGAUCCCGUUUGGCAGUUCGCGGAAAACAACAUAAUAUUCACAAACUCAUUCAAAAUGAAGCUCUCGAUAAUAUUCGGAGUGCUGCACAUGGCGUUCGGUGUGACAAUGAGUGUGGUAAACUUCAAUUUCUUUCGACGUCCGGAAAUGAUAUUCCUGCAGUACAUACCCCAAAUCGUCUUUUUGCUACUACUAUUUUGGUACCUCUGUAUAAUGAUGUUUAUGAAAUGGACGAUGUACAGCAGUGUAUCGACAGAUCCAGUGUACGGCUCAUCAUGUGCUCCUCAAAUCUUGAUUCUCUUCAUCAAUAUGAUGCUCUUAAAGAAAACAGAAUCGAAGGAUGGGCCUCCAUGUCAAGGGUACAUUUACGCGGGACAGGAUGAAUUGCAGAAGACCUUCCUUGUGCUGGCUUUCCUCUGCAUACCUGUCAUCCUCUUCGGGAAACCGGUCUACCAGAUUAUGUCGGAUAAGAAACGAAGGAAAUACCAGCAGGGCGUGGAAAGCCCGGAGUCUGCGGAGCCCCCGGAGCCCGCGGGGGAGUCGCUCGGGGAGCUGCUCAUCACACAGGCUAUCCACACCAUCGAGUACAUCCUGGGCACCGUGUCGCACACGGCGUCGUACUUGAGGCUUUGGGCGCUGUCGUUGGCUCACUCACAGCUAUCAGCGGUGCUAUGGAAGCAGAUCAUGAAGCAAGGGCUGGGCGCGGGUUCGUUUGUGAACGCCAUCACCCUGUACGUGAUCUUCGCCGCGUGGGCCUUCUUCACUCUCGCCAUAUUGGUGCUGAUGGAGGGCCUGUCUGCCUUCUUGCAUACACUGCGGCUGCAUUGGGUGGAGUUCAUGAGCAAGUUCUACGAAGGCCAGGGCUACGCGUUCGCUCCGUUUUCCUUCUCUGCCAUGUUGGAGCACGAUGAGGACAUCGUGGUAGAGAGUAACGGAGGGCCGGCCGAGUGACCCCAGCUGAACCCCUGCUGCCCUAGUACCUCGAUACAGGAAGUACGGCGGCGAUGGGUGUUUAAGUUGCAAAAAUUGUAAAGUUGCAACUAUUUUCGUUUAAAGAUGGAUACAGGCGUAUCUAAAAAAAACAUAUGAAGUGUUGAGAUAAUAUUUCAUAAGAAUUUCAUUAAUAUUAAGCUCACUUUCAAACCUAAUAAUCUGAAUUGUAUAAAAACAUGAUCCGAUAAAUUGGAGGAAUUACUCAGCUCAGUCAACAAAUAAUUGCAACUUUAGAAUUUUUAGAACUUGCAGUCAAAAUGAUCGCUACGAAACUAUGGUGGCCAAGUGGUGAUCACUGAUCACUUGAGUGGUAUUUUAUUCAUAGGGAAGUAGUCGAAACUAGUUCGUCAAGGUGAUAAAAAAGCUAAUCACCAUGUGUAACUGACAAUU